This is a messenger RNA of Austrofundulus limnaeus, 6039 nucleotides long. It is a transcript of the gene dennd4a, whose product is annotated as DENN/MADD domain containing 4A. The record is from RefSeq and is a predicted model, not a curated record. Gene Ontology annotation, biological process: regulation of Rab protein signal transduction. Gene Ontology annotation, cellular component: cytoplasmic vesicle. Lineage: Eukaryota; Metazoa; Chordata; Actinopteri; Cyprinodontiformes; Rivulidae. Gene Ontology annotation, molecular function: protein binding.
ACCGACCUUUCAUUUCUGUGCUGAUCUAACAGGGAGAGGCAGCGGCUGGAUGAGAAUAAACAUAAACAGUGAGGAAUAAAUCUGGACUCGACGGAUCAUAUUUCCAUCUUCGUGAUUGCAAAGUGUGGGAAUGGGAAAUGAUGGAGGAUAAAGGGCCUCGUGUAGCCGACUACUUUGUGGUUGCCGGCCUCACCGAUUCGUCCAAGCCUCUGGAGGAGGACCUGCACUUUGAUGAUGCCGGCACCAAGUCUCUUAAACCCAAAGCCCCCAUCACCGACGUUACUGUGGUGAUACGCUCCCUCGGCGAGGAGGUGCCCCCGGGCUUCACCUGCGUGGAGAGCACCCCUUCAGGCCUCUCCGCUGAGCUGAACGGAGCCAGCCUCAGGGGCCCACAGAUCUUCUUGUGCUACAAGAGAGGGAGAGAUAAGCCUCCACUGACAGAUCUCGGAAUUCUGUACGAGUGGAAGGAGAAGCUGAAGCCUGGAUGCCACAUCGUCCAGACCACGCCCUCAGGUCGCCCCGCCAACAUCAGCGGCUCCUCCUCUCAGCGCAUCUACAUCACCUACCGCCGUGCGCCGAAGAGCCAGCCCCACACCUCCCUGGCUGUCACCGAUGUCUGCGUCAUCAUUCCUGGCAAGGGGGAGGUGCCCCCUCACACCUUCUGCAAGGUGGACAAGAACCUCAACAGCAGCAUGUGGGGGUCCUCGGUCUACCUUUGCUAUAAGAAGUCUCUAGCUAAAGCGAACACGAUCGCAUACAAAGCAGGUUUGCUUUGUAGGUACCCAGAGGAGGACUACGAGUCGUUCCCGCUGCCUGAGUCGGUGCCUAUGUUCUGCCUCCCCAUGGGGGCCAUGAUUGAGUGCUGGCCGGCUCACACCAAACACUCCCUGCCUGUUUUUUCUACGUUCGUCCUGACGGGAGCCUCCGGAGAAAAGGUGUAUGGAGCAGCUAUCCAGUUUUAUGAACCUUACCCCGAGGAGAACCUGUCGGAGCGUCAGCGCUCACAGCUCGGCCUGCCAAGCUCCGAUUUCGGACCUGAUGGGACCAGAAACGUUUACAACAACAAGAGCAUAUGCUUACUCUCCCAUUGGCCUUUCUUCCAGUCCUUCAGGAGCUUUCUCACAUUCCUCUACAGAUAUUCCAUUUCUGGACCGCAUGCAGUCCCAAUUGAAAAGCACAUCUCUCACUUCAUGCAAAAUGUUCCUUUUCCCUCCUGUCAGAGGCCACGCAUCCUCGUGCAGUUGUCUCCACAUGACAGCCUCAUACUGAGCCAACCUGUGUCCUCUCCGCUGCCUCUUAGCGGUGGGAGUCUCUCCACGUUACUACUGAACCUUGGCCCGAAAAACGCUGCCACUCUGCUUGUUUUGGCUGUCACAGAGCACAAGAUCCUGGUUCAUUCCCUGCGUCCGGCGGUGCUCACCAGUGUUACCGAAGCCCUCGUGUCUAUGAUUUUUCCCUUCCACUGGCCGUGCCCGUACAUCCCUYUGUGCCCGCUGGCCCUGGCAGACGUGCUCAGUGCGCCGUGCCCUUUUAUCGUGGGUUUGGACUCCAGAUACUUCGACCUCUAUGUGCCUCCAGCUGAUAUUAGCUGUGUCGAUYUGGACACCAACACUAUCUCGCAGAAAGAUGACAAGAAGGCUUUAACGUGGAAAAUCCUGCCCCGGAGAGCCUGUAAACAUCUUCUGAAUACCCUGAAUAAGCUCCAUCAGCAGCUCACCGAGGGCGGUCAGUUAAACCGCGAUGAUAUGCAGAUGGACCACACGAUGACAGACGGCGAGCUCUAUGGAGGAAAAAGCCUGCACACCCUGGAGCUGGAGAUCCAGGAGGCCUUUCUGCGGUUCAUGGCCGCCAUCCUACGAGGCUACCGCUCCUAUCUGCAGCCCAUCACCCAAGCCCCAUCUGAGAAGACGACUGACGUCGGCUCGCUUUUUGAUCUACAAGGCUUCGUGAAAAGCAGAGACCGCUCCCAUCAGAGGUUUUACUCCCUCAUGACCAAGACUCAGAUGUUCAGUCGCUUCAUAGAGGAGUGCUCCUUUGUUAGCGACAAAGAUGCCAGCCUUGCUUUCUUUGACGAAUGUGUCGAUAAGUUGUUCACUACUGGAAGCAAGACGGACAGUGAGCGGCCAGAGGACGCCAGGCUGAUCGAGCUGGACGAGUCCCAUCGCAGUGAGCACACGGUCUACGUCAACCCCCCAGAGCUGCCUCCUCUGCCUCAGGGAGAAGAGCAUCCACUGUGCUAUAGCUAUUCUGGGUUCCCUGUGCUGCGCUCUGAGCUCCUGGAGCCACUGGAAGGACCUAAUCCUCUGUCAACAGGGAUUGCUUCACGCCACAGCAGCCCAGCCAGUCCUACGGCCAUCUUUAGACGCUCUAAACAGGAGAUCAAAUCAGCUCAGAAGAUGGCCAAAACCUAUUCUUCCAUGCCUCAGAUGUGGUCCAAGUGUCUGCUUCGACACUGCUAUGGCUUGUGGUUCAUCUGCUUGCCAGCACUUGUCAGUAGCUGCCACUCCAAGGUGCGAGCUCUGCGCACAGCCUAUGAUGUGCUGAGGAAGAUGCAGGACAAGAAGCUGCAGGCGCCGGAUGAGGUGUGUUACCGUGUUCUGCUGCAGCUGUGUGGUCAGUACAGCCAGCCGGUCUUGGCUGUCAGGGUGUUGUUUGAGAUGAAGAAGGCAGGAGUUCAGCCCAAUGCAAUAACAUACGGCUGCUACAACAAGGCGGUGCUGGAGAGCACGUGGCCCUCCACCACCAGAGGAGGCUACUUCCUGUGGGGGAAACUGAGGAACGUGAUCCUCGGGGUUCUCCAGUUCAAGCAGGCAGGGAGGAAACAGCAGACUCCUCACAGAGACCCCCAACUCUCAGACGGCAGCGAUCUAGACACGGCCAGCCACGGCAGCUUGGACAGCGCUAAUGACUCCGCUGAGCGAACCUCCAUCGACACGGACUUCACCAAAAUGGACUCGAGCGAUGACGGAUUCAGUACAGGUGGACAGUCUGACCAAGGCUAUGACUCUUUAUCUAAAGAAGAGGAGAGGCUGUGCAGCAGAGAGACCGACACCUCGACACUGGGGGAAGACAAAGGCCUCAGGCAGCCCAACGCCGGCACCGGAGGCAUUUCCAGUCCGUUUAGUGACAAUCGUCCUCGUGCUGAGAGGCCCAAAUCUCUGGACCUGUGUGGUGAACAGGGAUGUGUGAGACUCGCCGUCCCUCUCCUCGGCUCAGCCAGGCAGAAUCAGCUCGGCGCUGACAGGCUGCACGGAGUGGAGGAGGAGGAUGCGGAGGCCGAGAAGCACAAAUCUCUGGCGGAGGACGGUGUGAGCUGCAGCGCUGAGACGCAGAGGACAGGGUUUGAUCCCUUGUCGGAGAUGGUGACGGUGACAGAGAGGGAGCGUGAGAGCGACAGCGACAUCUCGCCCUCCGCCAAGCGCAACCUCGUGGAGGAGAUUGAAACCUACAUAAACAACAGCAGCCCCCUGAGCAGCCGCACGCCCAGCAUGGACCUGCAGAACCCUUCGAGCCCCUUGUUUCGCUCCACCUCGUCUGCUCACGCGUCCCCGCAGUCCACCGCGCUGUCCCGCUCCAACACGCACCUCUCGCUCCCCGUCAGAUCCAAGGACAGACUCCGGCCAUCGCCGUCGCUCCCGCUGGGGAUGUGCAACAAAGACAGGGAGAGGCCUUCCUCCUUGAUUUCCCCGUCAUCGCCGACUCCCUCCUCCUCCUCCUCGUUCUCCAUGGACUCGCUGCUGACCCCAACUCUGGACAUCUUCAAGAGCAGCGUCAUAUCGGCAGGGAAGGGUGUGGCAGAGAAAGCGAGUCGCCUCUACUCCCGUUUGUCCUCCCAGACUUCAUUAACGCAGGAUGGAAACUGUGACAGAAUGAGCGUUUCCUCCCUGACCUCAGCAGAAGCCGAAUGCUCCUCGCUGCACGAUAACGACUCCUGUCUGGACCCGCACGGCUUCACUUCCCCUCAGCACGGCAGCGUGUCCCGGGUCAGGAGGAGCCCCGUCGGCGCUCACCAAGCGAACCUGAGCAGCCCGAGCAGCCCCAACAGAGUGUUCAGACACAACUCUUUCUCCGGUGGUUUGGCUCUUACGUCUCGAGCUMCCCACACUCCAGAUUCUUCUCCUGAUGUCAGCCGCUUCCAGCCCAGCCCUACUUACAGCGUAGAGGUGCUGAUGUCGAGCUGUUCGCUCUGUAAGACGUGUGACUGUCUGGUGUACGACGAAGAGAUCAUGGCAGGCUGGACAGCAAACGACUCCAACCUCAACAGCACCUGUCCUUUCUGUGGAACAGCUUUCCUGCCUUUCCUCAACGUGGAAAUCAAAGAUCUCAGACCGCAAAACAGGUUUUUGAAGACCAGUAAUCCUGUUAAAGAGGAGGACACGUCUGCCCCUCUCAGCCCCGAGGCUGGUGUGUCCGCGGCGGCCUGUGCAGCUCAGCCAUCUGCAGCUUCGCCGCAGAAGCAGGAGAGCAGCUGGAGCGCCGGCACGUCCGAUCCGGUGACGGUGCCCUACCUGAGCCCCCUGGUUUUGUGGAAGGAGCUGGAGAGCCUGCUGGUGAACGAGGGCGACCAGGCCAUCGCCUCCCCGAGCAUCGUCGACCAACACCCCAUCGUCUUCUGGAACCUCGUGUGGUUCUUCAGGCGGCUGGAGCUGCCGAGCAACCUGCCGGCUCUCAUCCUGGCCUCGCAACACUGCAGCCACAGAGACCAGCCUCUUCAGAGCGUUUCAUCAGAGGACAGCAAGCAGGUGCUGGUGAGGAUCAUGUGGGACAACCCAAAGCUGCACAAAGACAAACUUCAGCCCUGYUACAUCCUGUGGAACACACACUGUGCCAACUCUCUGAUCCGCUCGGGGCUCUGCGAGGAAGGCCAGCUCUUCACCGUGGAGCUGCUGCAGAGCUUCGUGAGGAGCAUCAAGAAAAGCGACGUGCAUCAGCCCAUGGGCCAGAUCAUCCAGCUGCUGGGGCCCGAGCUGGGCUUCAAGAGACAGAGGAGCCUCUACAGAGAUUUACUGUUUCUAACCCUCGUGGCUUUGGGGAGGAACAACAUAAAUAUCAAUGCUUUUGACCGGGAGUACAGGUUGGCCUACGACCGCCUCUCCUCCAGCCAAGUUAAACUGACACACAACUGUGACCGGCCCCCCGGAGCAGGGGUCAUGGAGUGCAGGAGGACAUUUGGAGAGCCCGGUUUGUGAACUUGUGCUGCCGGGAUGUUGGACUUCUCUUCAGACUCAGGACCGGCUCACUCAACCUGGACAUGAAACUCAUUUUAGUAGUAAGCACAAUGGGAAAAAAAAACUUCACCUAAAUGUGAAGCAACUGCCACGAGUUUCUUGUACUGUUAGAGCUGAGAGGUGUGAAGGGACGGGCCUAGAGUUUAUAAAUAUUCAAAAAAUCAACCAUAUUUUCAAUACAUAUGUAGUAAAAUGUUUGUACAGUUGUUAUACGGUCUAUUUGAUGCCUUUUUUCCUGUUGAAGCUGUGAAUACACGUUAAGAUGAGCCUAAAAUCACCAUGUUUGUGUUUUUUUGCUGGUCCUGGUGACCUUGUUCGGACUGUUUAAGUUUGUGUUUGAUAUUAAAUUGUGUUGAAGCAAUUUUUUAAGAAGCACUUUGACAGAAGGAGCACUUAGUUCUCAGUUACAUAACUCACUGGCUCAGCAGCCGAAGCUACAAAGUCCCCUUUUUAUUUAGUAUUUGCUGGAUUUAUUGUUGAGUCUGACAUUUUAAUUUAAUGAAACCAAAUCAGUUUCUGCUUAUGUGCACUCCGUAAUGCUGAAUUUCUCAUAUAUCUGAAUGCACUAAACCAGGAGGUAAUGUCACUGUAAUAUAUUUAUAUAUAAAACAAAUUGUUUCAACACUUAGUAAAUGCACAGUAUUUGUUCAUCCUUCAACAAAAUACCAAAACAGCCCUUUAAGGGUUAAUUACUUAUAUACUUACUGUUUCUAAAGCUUUUAAAAGGAAGGAAUUCAAUAAUUUAUUAAAAAUAUUCAACCACAAACAACAGCUUUGAAUAAAAACAGGAAGUUAAGAUAAAAAAACAUAA